This is a messenger RNA of Mycena indigotica, 1263 nucleotides long. RefSeq lists its product as uncharacterized. The transcript is spliced from 2 exons. The record is from RefSeq and is a predicted model, not a curated record. Bases 1 to 1263 code for a protein of 420 amino acids. Lineage: Eukaryota; Fungi; Basidiomycota; Agaricomycetes; Agaricales; Mycenaceae.
AUGCGCUCGCCGCGAGUGCCCCUCGAGCUCAUCGCUCUUGUGGUGGAAAACCUCUCUGAUCGCGACUGCCUGCAUAACUGCGCCCUGGCCGCGUCCGUCUUUCUGUACCCCUGCCAAAAGCGGCUGUAUGACCAGCUGUCGCUAACCACGUCGAUCGACGACGGCGCGGUCCUCCCGGUGAGGGAGGCAUUGCGCCCUCUGGGCUCGCUGCGCCCGCUGCACACGUAUGCCGAGGCAGCCCGACAUUUCGCCGCUGCGCCGCAUCUCGCGGGCUACGUGGCGAUGGUCUACGUGGCUAUAGAGCCAGAGUCUGGGGACCGUGACGCAAGCGAGACGGCGGAGAUGAUUUCGGCGCUCUUGGCGGUGCUGACGGGGGUGAGACGGUGCUGUCUGUUGGGGCUGCAAGAAGAGGCGGUUGUGUGGGCCACGGUGGCGGGUGGGGUGCGGGAUGCGCUGCUGGGGUGGCUGCUGGCGCAAGGGACGCUUGAAAAGAUCACGGUGUACGGCGUCGUGAGGCUCCCCCGGGCUACGCUGCACGUGCUGCUCGGCGCCAGCCCGUCGCUCCACAUUCUCCAAGGCGACGUCGAUCACGCGAACAGUCAGAGUGCACUUCAAGUUUCCGAGGAGCUGGAGUGGAUGCGGCGGGUGGCCGCCACGGAUACGCGCGUGAUGCUACUCGAGCUCGCUGUCGCGACCAGUCCGUUGAUUGACCGCGUGCUGCAGCAGCCCGAAUUCGCGCAGUAUCUCAACCAACUUCAAGUUCUGAACACGAAUAUCCAAGCGAUGCCGCUGAGCACCGUCUGCUUCUCGUCUGCGGCAACGAUCGACACGCUCAAGCUCGACUGUGUCCACGCUACAAAAGAUAACCUGUUUCGGUUUCCACCCUCCCUCCCGCUGCUUCAGGGCCUCCAGCUGACCAUCGGGCUGCACCACCUCGCCGACAGUCCACUUAGCGACUUGCUUUUCCUCCCACAGCUGCUCCGCGCUCUCAACGAGGACACAUCCUGCCCGAAACUGCGUACCAUCACAUUUAUCGUCCUGUUGCAGGACGACAUGGUACCGCUCUCAGAAGAAAUGCUGAGCCAACUUGACAAAACGCUGCACGCGUUCACAUCCUUAGCGCGCGUGCGCUGGCUGCUGGUGGCCUCGGAGCUGGGGCAGAGCGACGACGACGCGAUGGAGGCGUUCCGGGAAGACAUGGUGCGCGGCCUGUCGAAGAUGGCAGCGGUGGGAAAGGUCGUCGUCCAGCAUUACGGCGAAUAA